Molecule: messenger RNA, 1781 nt
Organism: Hevea brasiliensis (rubber tree)
Lineage: Eukaryota; Viridiplantae; Streptophyta; Magnoliopsida; Malpighiales; Euphorbiaceae
Exons: 1
Coding region: 194-1078 (294 amino acids)
Cellular component (GO): membrane
Source: RefSeq, a predicted model, not a curated record
UCCUAGUAGGGUCCCACCUUAAGCAUGCAUAGACAAUCAUCAUCAUUCAACAAAAAUGCUAAUUAAGUUUCCAAUGUUGUCUUUAUACUAACUAUAGUGUAUAGACCCUUCUUCGCGGCUCUAGUGAUCAAACACAAGACAUUUUUCUGAUUAGGGACUAGAAGGAUUGCUGUUUAUUGGGCAAAAAACCAGCAUGAGGUUGAGUAUUAUCUGGUUGGUUCUCAGCUUAUAUUUUUCACCUUCUGCGGACAGCUUACACAACCAUACUACUGAUUCUUUGGAUGCUUUUCUUCAGGAUUCUGCUUUCAAGUCUCUGGUCCAGAACCGGCCGCAGACUGGUGCUCUAUACAGAGCUUUUCUCCCUGCUAAUCUGUCAGGCAUGGAGGUUUCGAUUGUUCGUCUCAGAAGCCGGAGAUUGUGGAACAUUGGUGCUAAUUUUACUAACUUUCAAAUUCCAUCGAGAACCAGGACAAUGCCUCAUGUGAAGAGGUUGGCUAUAGUCUACCAGGACUUGGGUAACUGGUCUUCUCACUAUUACAGUGUUCCAGGCUACUCAAUGGUAACCUCUGUUGUUGGUUUCAUGGUUUUUAAUGCAUCAAAUGCAAGAGCCAGGAGUCUCGAGAAGAUUAGUCUCAAUACAAGAGGGAGGAGUAUAGUGAUUCAUUUUUCCGACUUGACAUUACCUGAGAGCAGGAUCUCAGGAGCUCAAUGCGUAGCAUUUAGUGAAAAUGGGACAGUUCACCUUAGUGAAAUGAAUCAGCUUAGUGUAUGUUACUCUCAUGAUCAGGGUCACUUCUCCAUUGUGGUUCCAGUGGAGAGGAAAGGACAGGGCACUAGGAAGCGGAGACUAUUUUAUUUGUGGAUUAUAGGGUUUGUGCUUGGACUAGGUGGACUCACUUUGGUGGGAUAUUUUGGGUUGGCGUCUAAGAAACUUUUGAAGACCCAGAAGAUUCAAGUAAUGGAAAGACAAGCUGAUGAAGAUUUGGUUCUUGAAACCAUAUGGGUUGGUAGUAGUAAAAUGCCAUCUGCAACAGUAACAAGAACUCAGCCAACCAUUGAGAGUGGAGGUUUUCCAUAGCUUUCCUUUGCUCUUUUUUUGCGUUCUUCCUUCCUGAUCAUCUAUGUUUAUCCCUCUGGAUUCUAGUCUCCUUCCUCUCGUCUUCUCCUUCUUUCGUUUUUUGGUUCAAAUGCGAGGUUUGAUAAAAUCUUUCUACAGAUAAUACGUUCGAUUGCCUGAACAUCUGACUGGGAUUCGGGAUUUGUGGAAUGUUGAGGCCACUACGGAAAAGAUGUUCGAUUGCUUGAACGUCUGAAUUGUACUUCGCAUUAGUCUAAUUAGAAGAUUAAUUUUAAUAAACCAUUAUUAAUGCAAUUCACAUUUGGUUGAAGGAUAAUUAAUCCAUGGAAUCAAAUAUAUAGAAUUCUACAUGAACUUGUUAAGAUUAAAAACAUGGCUGGUGUGAAUUUGCAUACAGCCUCUAAACACUGGCGUCACAGUAUUUCUUUGCAGACUAGGUUCUGUAGCUCAAGGCAGUGGAAUUGAAAUGAAUAAAAUAUCAAUAGAGAAAGGAUGCCGGGAAUAUGAAAGAUAUUCCUGCGCAAGUUCUCAGCAAAAUUCAAGAAACAGGACGCAUCAUUUAAAGCUAUUCAGGUAAUUGUGCUCAUGAUCCUUCAAUUUCGUAUGGUUAAUGCUUUUCAUGAUAUCCAGCAUUAUAGCAUACCCUUCUCAUUGCACUGCAGUUUCAAGCCCCCCUGAGCACAGCAGCUUAACAUCUAACCAG